Molecule: messenger RNA, 774 nt
Organism: Miscanthus lutarioriparius
Lineage: Eukaryota; Viridiplantae; Streptophyta; Magnoliopsida; Poales; Poaceae
Source: the annotation of a GenBank genome assembly
AUGGGUUUCUUCCACGGGAAGACCUCGAAGCAGACCUCCAGGGUUAAGAAGCUUCUCAAGCUGGCCUUGUCGCGCCUCGCCAUUGCCCAGCGUCCUCGGCUUGCUCGCAAGUCAAUCUCACACCGUGAUGUUAGCCAGCUCCUCGCGCUCGGCCACCUCCACCGUGCCUUCCUUCGUGCAGAGCAGCUCAUAGAGGAGGGCAACAUGCUGGAGGCAUUCAACAUAAUAGAGCUAUACUGCAAUCGCCUCAUCAAGCACGCAAAUCAGUUAGACAAGCCCCAUGAAUGUGGCGAGGAUAUUCGGGAGGCAGCCGCCGGGAUCAUGUUUGCAGCCGGGAGGUGCAGCGAUCUGCCGGAGCUGCUGUUUGCACGCACUAUACUGGCAAAUAAGUUUGGAGGCGACUUCACAAUGAUGACAAAGGAGGGCACUGGCGUUGUCGACCCCAUGUUGGUCUGGAAGCUAUCUGGCAACAAAAGAAACAUGGAGAUCAAGAAAAAGGUGGUGAAAGAGAUUGCUGCUAAGAACAAUGUGCUACUGGAUUUUAAUGAGUUCCAAGAAGUGGUUGAGCAGGAUGGCAGCAGCAACGUUCGGCACCAUCAUGAACUCAACCACGAAGCUAUAUACCAAACUGACAUGGAUGAAAGUUUUCAGUCAGACUUUUAUCAUUCUCCCUCGCGCAACAAGGAUCCAUGCGAUAUGUCCAACUCUGAUGGAACAAACAAUGGGCAGCCGAAACAAAAGAACAUGAAAACUUCGGUGCGCACAAGAAGAUGA